GCGAACACGUGGUCAAAAUGAUUGGCUAUGCUGAAAGGCUUAAAACCCUGGAAUUUCCACUUCCACCUGGCCAUAUGAUGGACAUGUUGCUUUCUUCACUCCCCCCGUCUUACGACGGUUUUUUCAUGAACUACAACAUGACAGGGAUGGAGAAGACACCGGAAGAAGUGCUCGCCAUGCUGAAAACUACAGAAGGAGGACUGCGGAAAAAUCGCAAGCAAGUGUUGCUUGUGAAUAAAACCGCCAGUUUCAAAAAGAAGAAAGGCAAGCCAAAGAAGGGCAAGGGCACCGGUAAGACCGGCUCCCAAAGCAACUCUAAGGGCGGAGCCAAGAAUGAAACUGAGUGCUUCUACUGCAAGGGCACAGGACACUGGAAGAGAAACUGCAAGAAGUAUCUGGAAGAUAAGAAGACCGGGAAAACCGGAAAAGGGACUUCAGAAGGUGCGCAAGCUAGCAAAGAAUGAAGUCGUGAUGCGCGUCGGGAACGGCGCUGGGAUCGCCGCUCAAGCCGUCGGCAUUAUGCCUCUACGUCUCCCUUCAGGAUUUAUCUUAGAACUAAGUAACUGUUAUUUUGUUCCACUGUUGUGUAGAAACAUUAUCUCCGGAUCAUGUUUGGUACACGAUGGGUAUUCGUACAAGUCUGAGAACAAUGGUUGUUCACUUUAUUGUAAGGAUAUGUUUUAUGGAUUUGCACCCAUUGUUGGGGGCCUUUUCAUACUAAAUCUUGAAUGUGGAAAUGAUGUCUUUAACGUGAAUGCUAAACGCCUUAAGAAGGCUGAUACCACCACCACUUUCAUGUGGCACUGUCGCCUUGGCCACAUCGGUAAGAAACGCAUGCAAAGACUCCAUAAAGAUGGAGUUUUACCGUCCCUUGAUUUUGAAUCAUUUGACACAUGUGAAGCUUGCCUGAUGGGGAAAAUGACCAAGACGGCAUUCACGGGUCAUCCUGAACGGGCGGGUGAAUUAUUGGAAAUAAUACAUAGUGAUGUAUGUGGUCCAAUGAACACAGGCGCACGGGGUGGAUAUUUUUACUUCGUGACUUUUACUGAUGAUUUGAGUAGGUAUGGCUAUAUCUACUUAAUGAAGCAUAAAUCGGAAACCUUUGAAAAGUUCAAAGAAUUUCAGAAUGAGGUAGAAAAUCAUCGUAACAAAAAGAUUAAGUUUCUGCGGUCUGAUCGCGGAGGCGGAUAUCUUAGUCAUGA
Messenger RNA from Aegilops tauschii subsp. strangulata, 1202 nucleotides. NCBI's taxonomy places the organism in Eukaryota, Viridiplantae, Streptophyta, Magnoliopsida, Poales, Poaceae. The record is from RefSeq and is a predicted model, not a curated record.